UUAUUUACCCACAAUAUAUUUCUACUUUGAUAGUUUAAUUUAACAUUUUAAAACUUUUAAAAAUAAAAUUUGAAAAAUGCGUUAUCAUAAUAUACUAUUAUUAAUGUGUAUAUUUAUAUGUAUUAUGUCAGCAUUGGCCGGAAAAAAAAAACAUGGCAAAGAUGUCGCAUCUUCAUCAAAAUCUGCUGAGGUUAAAAUUAGUAACGAUGAAACGUUGACAGACUCCAUUAAUAAGAUCAAUUUAAGUGACAAAACCGAUGUGAUUUCACCUACUACACAUGAAGUGAAUAAUAUACCAGAAACACAAUCUACACUUAUAAAGGAAGACAAUAAUACACCAGAAACACAAUCUACACUUAUAAAGGAAGUGAAUAAUAUACCAGAAACACAAUCUACACUUAUAAAGGAAGAAAAUAAUAAACCAGAAAACCGACCUUCGCUAUUAAAGAAUGAUAUAACAACUGAUCAAAUUAAUUUGCUUACGAGUAUUUAUAAUGUAGUGACUUCUAACGGUACGGAAAAAUUAACUGUUGACAUUUUGAAAUCCAUUUUUACAACGCUUGAACAGAAAAAAAGCGAUGAGGAAUAUAAUAUGAUAAUGAAAUUCCUUGAUUCUAAUGAUGACAGUGAAACUCAACUAAACAGAUUUUUGAACCUAUUCAACUUAAAUAGUCGUCAAAAACAAAAAGAAGAAAUAUUGUCGUCAACACGUAGUUAUGGAGAUAGGGAUUUAUUUAAUUUAAUAUCAAAGGGAAAGAGUUACUUCACUAUUAAUGACAUAAAUCGUGUGGGGGAUAUGAUAAAAUGUUCACAAUAUAAAUCUGAUAGCCUACAACCCUUAAAAAAAUAUACCCACGAAAAUGGCAAAGUCACAUAUGAAGAUUUUUUAAAAAUGUGGAAUGGUGAUAAUCUCAAAAAUUGAAAAUUAUUUGAUGUAGCGAAUUAUAAUUUAAAUAAAUACUUUUAUUUUGUAUUGCUAACAAUGAUUUAUAUUUUGUUAUAUACUUUUUAAUAUACUUUCCAUUAAAAUUUCA
Molecule: messenger RNA, 1034 nt
Organism: Daktulosphaira vitifoliae (grape phylloxera)
Lineage: Eukaryota; Metazoa; Arthropoda; Insecta; Hemiptera; Phylloxeridae
Exons: 10
Coding region: 77-922 (281 amino acids)
Source: RefSeq, a predicted model, not a curated record